AUGAAAUCGCUUGACGUUCUAAAUACAAAUGUUGAUCAAACGGUCAUUGAUAAUGGUGGUAUGACACUUGAUAAAAUGGUCGACGGGACGCACGAACAAUUGUUUGAACUUUUUCAGCCAGCGGCAAAAAUGGUUGCAGAUGCAAGUACACAAUUACUUCAUUCAUUUGAUGAUUUAAACAAAUCGAGUGAAGCAUAUAUCAAAGCUCUGCAAAAAUUGGCUGAAUCUGGUAGAAAAUGUAAUGUACUUUCAAAACAACGAAUAUAUGAAAUAAAUGAAAUCGUUAAUAUGAUGAAGAAAUUACUUGAAAUUCAAAACGAUAAUACGCAAAAAUUCAGUGACUAUGUGACGAAAGUGAACCAAUAUAGCAAAGAAGAAAAGAAUAAACUGAAAGCAAUACGUGGCAGUUACAAGGAACGCGAAAAACUAACUAAGAAAAAAUUACGAAAACAAAAUGAAAGUAACCUAAAACUGCAAGCAUUUUAUGAUGAAGAACUUCAUGAAAUUGCUAGCCAUCAACAUCAACGAUAUAAGUUUUUCGUCGACAAAAAUAAGGAAUGGUUGAAUGGAUAUCUCAGUAUGUUAAUAUGUUUAAGGCAAUUACUUGAUAUAUCCGAUUAUAGAAAUGGUAUUGAACAUGAAACGAAAGAAAAAAGCAUAAUGAUCAAUGGGGAGGAAAUGGAAAAAAUAUCACAUGAGAAUGGUCAUCAACAGAACGGAGAAUUAAUGACAAAUGGAUCUAUAAUGAAAAAAGAAACAAUUGGAUUCAAGUAUACAAGACAAACUCCCAUAAAUUCUGAAAGAGCAAUACAAAACUCCGAUAAAUCUUUGAGAAAUAUCUGUGAACUGGUGUCACAGAAAGAUUCCGAGCCAGAUGAACUGGAACCUUUGGAUUCUGACUCCAAGGCGAAAUUAGCAACAUACACCUUUAUGAAAACCGUUAGCGAUAUAAAUACUCCAAAAUGUAUUAAUAAUUUUCGAAGUAGUGGGAUCGAAUGCGAAAUGAAUUCAGUUGGGACUCAGACAAAUGCAUAUUUUGGAGGAAAUGCAAUUUAUAAUGGGGAUAAAAUCACAAAUCUUAAUGGAACUUUACCGUCAUCCAUUCCGUCUGAUCGCAACAGUACCACUGCUGCUAAUGCAGAAAUAAUCACCAAUGAUUUUCAAAAUCGAACAUUUCAAACGAGGGAUUGCGGUAAAACAGUGGAAUGUGUUUACGGAUUUCAGCAACAAUCAUCGAAUCAAUUAAGUUUAUUGCCUGGUGAUCUUGCAGUGUUAAUUAAAUGCGAACAGGAUGGUUUCCAGCAAAAUACGUCAAAAUGCAUUCAACCUAAUAUCUCAUAUUUUUAUCAUUUAUCAGAUUUAAUGAUUAAAGAAGUUUUGAUAUUUGUAAUAUUGGUAAUGUGA
Dracunculus medinensis (Guinea worm) is the source of this 1404-nucleotide messenger RNA. The record is from the annotation of a GenBank genome assembly. NCBI's taxonomy places the organism in Eukaryota, Metazoa, Nematoda, Chromadorea, Rhabditida, Dracunculidae.